Messenger RNA from Danaus chrysippus (African queen), 834 nucleotides. The record is from the annotation of a GenBank genome assembly. Lineage: Eukaryota; Metazoa; Arthropoda; Insecta; Lepidoptera; Nymphalidae.
AUGGAGUGGUCAAAAGACAAAACUUUGAAAUUGAUCGAAUUGCUUCAGUUGAAUGCUAAUAUAUGGAAUCCAUCGCUUUGUGAUACACGUAGAGAUAAACAAAAACGGAAAGAGGAAUUACGUGGGAUAGCCGAUGUUCUUGGGAUUUCAGUUUCUGACGCCACAAAAAAGAUACAGCAUCUCCGAACUCAGUAUAACAGAGAGUCUGCGCGGGAAGCUCGAGCUAACUCGGAGGGGCCUAAUGAAAGAUAUGUGAGCAACUGGUACGCAUACGAAUAUUUGCAUUUUAUGAAGGAUUCUAACAAACCAUACAGAGUUUUACAAUCGGAAGAUAAUUCUGAAAUUCACAGCACUCUACAAUCACACUCUGACAGCUCUGUGGCAGACUGUAAGCUUGAUAAUAUUUCCCCGCCACCUAAAAUAGCCAGAACAGAAUUGUUACAUUCCUUCAAAUCAGACAUAGUGUACCCUUCCUCAAACAGAGAUGAGUUCACAGUGUUCGGUGAAUACAUAGCAAACGAAUUGAGAUCGCUGAAAGGAGAAAAGAAUUUAUUGCUCGCUAAAAAGAAAAUCCAGGAUGUUAUAUUUGAAGUUAAAAUGAGUAUGAUAAAUGACCCUCGAUCUGAUCAGAACCCUUGUGCUGUUUAUGCACCAUCAACACAAGCUCAUGCAUCAAGUAUACACAACGGUAAACUUUAUAGUACACCAAUAAUGAGUACCAUAGCUAGUAUAGAGCCCUUGUCGUCUUCACACACCCCACCGACCUCCGGCAUCAGUGAGAUUAUAAUCAACGGAGCCUGUCAUUACUCAACAUUCAAAGUGGACGAACAAUAG